AUGCCCUCCUCCCUCGCCGACUACCUCGCAAAAAAUUACCUCACCGCAGACCCCGUCCCCGAACGCCCCAAGAAAAAGCGAAAGAAGACCAAACAACCCACCGAAGAUGCCAGCACCGGCCUCAUAAUCGCCGACGAUGACCCCCCGGACCUACGCAGCACCAAUACCGGCAUUGAUGACGAUGAAGAAGGGCCCGCAAUGGUAACGGGAACGCGGAGCGCGGAGUUUCGACGCGCGAAGAAAUCCGGCUGGAAGACUAUCGGUGGACCGACAGAGGACAAAGACACAGCAGAUGCGAUUCUGGCAUCCGCCGCGGCGGAACGCGAUGCGGCGCGGAAAGAGGCUGGGGAUGAUGAGGACGAGCCUAUGAUUGAGGGGCAGAUGGAAGAGGACGAUGGGGGGAUGAAGAUGGAGUCUGGGGCAAGGGCGGGUUUACAGACUGCCGAGCAGACGGCCGCUAUGGUCGCGGAGCAGGAACGGCGGAAAAAACUUGAGGCUGCGAAGUAUAAGGACAGGCCGCAGGAAGCGCAGGAGACUAUCUACCGUGAUGCAUCGGGUCGGAUUAUCAACGUUGCUAUGAAGCGUGCGGAGGCGCGGCGCGCGGAACAGGAGAAACGUGAGAAGGAGGAGAAGGCUAAGGAGGAUCUUAUGGGUGAUGUGCAGCGCCAGGAGCGUGAGGAGCGCAAGCAACAAUUACAAGAAGUGCGAUCGAUGCCGGUGGCGCGGACGGUAGAGGAUGAGUCGCUGAAUGACGAGCUUAAGGCACGACAGCGAUGGGAUGAUCCGGCGGCGGCGUUCUUGACCAAUACUGGAGGAGGUGGAACGAGUACUACGGGGAAGCCUUUGUAUAAGGGGAGUUUCCAGCCGAAUCGGUAUGGGAUUCGGCCGGGGCACCGGUGGGAUGGGGUUGAUCGGGGGAAUGGGUUUGAGAAGGAGUGGUUUGCGUCGAGGAAUAAGAAGGGGAGAAUCGAGUCGUUGGAGUACCAGUGGCAGAUGGAUGAAUAG
This is a messenger RNA of Aspergillus chevalieri, 1005 nucleotides long. RefSeq names its product putative cell cycle control protein (Cwf26) (gene cwc26). The transcript has a single exon. Lineage: Eukaryota; Fungi; Ascomycota; Eurotiomycetes; Eurotiales; Aspergillaceae. The record is from RefSeq and is a predicted model, not a curated record. Gene Ontology annotation, molecular function: RNA binding. Gene Ontology annotation, cellular component: U2-type spliceosomal complex; RES complex. The coding region runs from base 1 to 1005 and encodes 334 amino acids. Gene Ontology annotation, biological process: mRNA splicing, via spliceosome.